Messenger RNA from Spirometra erinaceieuropaei, 33380 nucleotides. NCBI's taxonomy places the organism in Eukaryota, Metazoa, Platyhelminthes, Cestoda, Diphyllobothriidea, Diphyllobothriidae. The record is from the annotation of a GenBank genome assembly.
AUGAUAACUGUUAUACUUUCUCGCGUCAUUAUGUAAUUUCCCGCUCAGGUUUUAUAGAUGUUCUUUUAGCAUUGCUUUUGGUGUUCUCCUUCCUGCGUACAGGUCUUACAAGGCCUUAAAAUAUAGAAACGUUAAAAAUAUGGUAGGUUGCCUCAAAUUCUUCGGUGAUUAUUUCGCCAGGUCCGACUCACUAUGCAUUGGAUCGUGUUUUCAAUAUUCCUUGCCAUUGAGGCUGUCACUGAUUACGUUCUUGCUUGGUAAACUGUCGCAUACUUCUCUAGCUAUUAUUAGGUUCCCAUUCUAUUAUGAAUUGAAGGUGUUCCUCGUCCUCUAUCUCGCCCUGCCGUUCACCCAGGGUUCCAGCAUUAUCUACAGAAAAGUUAUCCAUCCCAAUUUAUCAAAAAGAGAGACAGUAUUUUUUAAUCUUUUUAAUUCCCCGAACGCGUAGGAAAUUGAUGAGGCACUUAUGCGGGCAACGGAAACGGGGUACUCUGCAGUCAUGGAAUUCGGAGCCAAAGGUCUUACAUAUGCAGCUUCUACGGUUCUGACAACCGCUAUGAAGGUAAUUUGCGCAAUUCGUGCAUUGCUCAUUCAACUGUCUUGGUUUGACCCUUUUUUAUUUCUGCGGCCUCUUGCGAUGUAACUUGCUCCACUGAAUAGCCAUUAGGAAGUUCAUCGAGAAAUCUAUCCCUCCACGUUUUGGAUUUGCGCCUCUGGCGGGGCCCUUCAGAACUACGGGCCCGAGUGAUUCGUGCGAACUUUAUGGUUUGCCGCAGUAUUCCAGUCUCGGUCCCAAUUUUCCAUGCGCUUUCGUUUGUGCUGAUUGUAUGUUAUCGCCCACAUCAAGACGUGUAAAGUAUGUUUGGCUAGUGCCUUUUGUCUCUUUUGCCCUUUCUAAACGUCCGUCCUGUCAAUUUUUAGAGUACCACGUCAAUUUUUCCCAUGUCUUCUUAACCGUUUGAUUCAGUCGUACUGAAGUCUUCGCAUGGUCUUCUCUAUUCCAGGGGCAGGACUUAAUUGCGAACCAUAUAAAUCAGCGCAGCUACAGUCUAGAUGAUCUCUGGCGUGAUCGGCGUCCUGCUGAGCGACUGGCUGCCGGAGAUUCUGCUCAGGAGCCAAGGAUGCGUAAGCUGAGGAUUUAAAUAUUUUUUGACAACUUUUUUUAGUUAUUGAUACUGAAGGCUGUUUACUUGCUGACAAUUUUUAUCCAGUCUUUUCUUGUGAAGCUAGCCUACUUAAAAUACGCGUGAUUCGUCUGCCUUGAACCGAGCUUUGUGCAAACGAUCGGUUCUCCUCUGUCCCGCUAUUUUCCCGCAAAAAACAGUAAAUUACCUGCAGACGUCUACACGGCUUUUCAGUCUGUGCUGCUACGACAAUCGAUUGUUCUGUCAUUGUACUUCAUUAAAACUAACUGCCCAACUCCUGGUUCCGGUAAAUUUUUGUUCUGAUUCCAGCCUUACAGAGUAGUCAUAAAGUUUGCGGACAGACUAUUAUCCCAGGACCAGCUUUACUAAUUCUGGCUUAGUCGUGUUGGAAACAUCCAUAUUGAGAACACUUUGGACGAUUCUGCUAAGAAUCCUCAAUUUCAUAGGUGUUUUGCCGGUUAGUUUUUCACCCUGGCCAUCAGAUCAUCCUCAACCGUUUCCGGAUUUUAUGAUCAUUCUGUUAAAGCGGUGGACCACAUUAGAGCAGCCACUACUUUCAUCCACGUAGUUUGAUGCCAUUAUUUGUGUCCAGACGCCUUGACCAGGGUCCCCCACCAGGUAGUUUGCGUUAACUCAGACGAACCACCGGUUAUAAAGUCACAUGACUGUCCCACUUGUCCGGUUGUUUCACUACGCCUUGACAAAGCUCACUAUCUGUGGCUCAGUGCGAUACUUUGAGCAGUACGCAAUUGAAGCAUGCUUGUGUCACGCACAUCCAGUCAAAACCCCAGAAACUGGUAAGCAUUAGCUAUCAAAAGAUAUUCUAAAACACAGUGGCAGUGGGUGAGUAGUUGUUGAAUUUGACCGCAGGGACCACACAGCAUAUCGGAAACUUUACUCUUCCCUUCUUACCCCUGGUUAAGACGACCGUAAUCAUGUGCGCAUUACUUGGUAACAAUCGACUUGACACAGUUUUCGACGCCGCGAUACGAUCUUAAGAACAGAUUGGGUUACGGCCAUUUUCACUCUACGAGCUAUUGUGACAGCGAAUACCCUUUUGAAAUGGGAGUUCAAAUCAUCGAAUAAAAAAAUAAUCCGGUCCCUAUACAGCAAUGCUUACAUUAGGCUCACACCUAUGUCAUGACCGCAUUUGAUCUUUUCCAACGCUUGCCGUGUAGCUGUACAACUGCUGUACGUUUUCAUCCGCGAUAAACCUCAAUGAUGAUUAGGUGUUCAGACCACAAGUGCUUUAAAACUAAUUGUAGGACAUGUACUAAUGAGAGAAGACCCAAAAGUCUGGCUUUACUCUUGCGCAAUCGACGUUGCCGUGAAAAUUUCCGCGAGAGUCCUUAAUCGUAUUAUCUUCGCAGCAGACCAUGGGCCGGGAAAGAAUUGGGGCAGUUUCCGCCCUGGCAGAGUCAGUCCACAAAAGGUAUCUGAUAGGCCAUGAAGGCUGGCGGCAUGUUCCUAAAGCUCAUGUAAUUGAUAAAGACGCAUAUCAAACUGCAAAAAAUUUAGAGAAUAUAGUGAAGAGAACCACUAUUCCUCCACCAACGCCGGUGUCCACCAAGGCCGUGUCCGCUGGCCAUUUCUCUUUCACUUUGCGGUGGAUUUUAUUCUGUCCGUAGCACUCCACGACCAUGACACCUAGGAAGAGAAACCUUCCCGAUGGUAUCACCCCCUCGGAAGUGUCUUGAUCGCAUAGUUGUCGUGAUCCACAAUCUCAGUCUAAAGCUGAUCGCUGUGAAACCCAAGCACUGCUCGACGAAUUCAUACCGCAAGAGAAUGAUCUUCCUGGUUGCCGAGAGGCUCGAGGACGUCGAGGGCCUCGCCUGCCUAAGUCCCGCUAGGUUCCCGACAGCUGAGAUUCGAAUGGUACAGCAGUCAUUUACGACACAUAUGAGUUGCUGACUCGGGAGAUGCCAGUGGUCGUACCGCCAGGUUCAGCAAAAGGAAGUAUCCGUGUACAAGGCUAAAUUGAGAAGCUCACGGCCCCGUAGCUGUGAACCUAGGCCGCUACUUGCUGUUGGCCCAAAGAAAACAGAUUUUCGCCAAUUGGAGCUUCCGGAUAAGACCGGCCUCGGUAAAUGAACUGCAUACUCAAUACUGUCCCACCGAUCAGGGACACCUGCUACUGGUACGGCAAAGGGACGCAGUCCCAGAUGUUUCGAUUGUGAACUCUGUUGCCUAAAGAGAAGCUCUUUUACCGCACCCAUCCUCCGAACUCCUGUGUAAGUUGCCUCCUCCGUCUUCGUCUUAGCUCACUAAGGAGUCACGCCCGGCUCGAUGGUCUUUCGUGUGCGGGACUGAAACGCUGAAAAACAUUUGGCAUGGCCCCCGUCGGUGAUCGCAGGGUCGUGGACUCCGUAACCGGUUAAGCUAGUCUUGAUGCGGCCUGGUACAAGUGGAAGUUCCCCUCUUGCCCCAUUUUAACAUGUCGAGUCCUUUCAGGUAGAAUUCGCGAGCAAUGAAAAAGUUCUUUACCUUGAAGAAGGAGAUACGGUCGCAGGGACAAGAGCUUUAUUAGUCUGGUGUUUCGGAUUCCUGCUCGAAUCCAUCAUCAGAGACAACAGCAGAUACGGGUGAUUCACACACAAAGGGCUGCAGUAUUUAUAGGAUGCAGUCGCCAUGCUACCGCAUACCUAUGAUCAUUCACGGCUCCCCCUUCAUCAGAGAUCGUUGCACGUGGCUUGAUGGCCGACAUUCGCGUCGUUAAUUGCUACAAUUUCAUUACAUGCGUUGGAUGUUGGUGUGAUGAUUGCUCGAUCAUCUGACGCGCUGACCCUUGUCUUGGGAAAAGUGUUCACCUUUGCGCUCCCUGCGUGGCCAAUUACCCCGCCUGGGCAAAGUCUCAGCUCCGAGUAUGGGAUGGGAAGUUCAUUGCACUUGUUAAUUGACUGGGGGCCAGUAAACCAUAAUUCAAGUAGCUCCCGGCUCACGCGGUUGUCACCUCUUGCGAGAAUUUCAGCCUCGUCGAAUUUGAAUGUGUAGCCGGACCCCGUCGAAUGAGCCGCAACUUGAGAGCUGGCGUCAUUUCUCCGCACCGCUGCAGCGUGUUCGGCCAUUCGCGUUUGGAGUUAUCUUUCGGUUUCCCCGACGUAGUUGCUUUGUCCGCAACUGAACCAGAUCCGAUAAACGACUCCAGACGUUUCUAGCCGUGGCAGCGCGUCUUUCGGUUUCAUUACCAGAGGCCUGAUGGUUGCCUCCGGUCUGUGUGCAACUCCAACCCCAAGUGGUGCGAGAAGGCGGCCGACAGCUUUCGAAACGUUCUUGACAUACGGGAGCGCCCGCCAAGAUUUGGUGUCCGUGUGGUUAGACCUUUCGUCCCUUUUGCGUAUGCACCGGUCCUUAACCACAGUUUUUCCACUUGAGGCGCAGGUUAAAUAUGAAGGAAAUACUAUUUCUCCAGUUUCCAACUGAUCCCCUUCAUGCUUUCUCAACAACAUAUAUUACAGUGACAUUAAGAUAGCAGUUCCCUGCGUACCCUUUCUAGAUACAUUUUAUAAGGGUCUUCCUGCUAGGACAUUCUUGCACUCAAGUGUCGGCGAUUUCUUGCCCAAAGGAUUUUAACGCCAUAUUGCCUUCGCGGACUGUUGUCCCUCAGUUACGUGGCAUUGUCGCCUUACUUAUUUUUAUAUACCGACUUUUCGACCAACGCCUCGCGUUGCCCCGUCAUUUUGGCUUUAGUACACCUCAGUACCCUUUGGUAGGCCGUUCAUAUUAAACCUAACGUACUCUCUAUAAGCAGUCACCCUCCAGUCUUCAGUGUGAUGCUGCCUAGUAAUGCGGCUACGCAGUUGGCUGGUGGCUACACCGCGCACAUGGAUCGGUAUACCGUAAAUUUUCCGGCGUCCUAUUUUUAAAUGCCGUGAGUUCCACAGAGUCUGUGUAGACCGUCGUUUAAAUAACGAGGUGGUUCACUUAGGGAGAUCUGUUCUACCGAUCUGGCCACUCUUUUUUACUAGGGUAUCCGACAUUUUAGGAGUUUCUGUAAGUGUGUGGUAGAUGGCUCAAGCCCAUACAGGAGUCAUGCUGAAAAUUGUCCUGGUUUCGAUGGUAGCUUUUUGUGGACCGGCCUUUUAUUAAAAGUCUACGAGCACAGCUUAGGCAGACAGAAGAUGCAGUAGUCAAACUCACUCAUAGACUUUUGGCGAAUUUUCUUUCUGCUUACAGAAACAUGUGUCCGAUUGCGUUUGAGUCUUUGAUUACCUAACUUGGGAAUUUUGCCAGCUGCGGGAUCCGCACGAAUUUAUUUCUUUUCUCACAGGGCCGGAUUGCGUAGUCGUCUUUUAGUAGUUAACUGGGCGUUGCCGCAAUGUCAUCCAUAUGAUGUCUGAAAAGCCCAAUUUUGUGCUCAACACACAGUUUCCACGACCCAGGAAAGCAGGUUCUCGCUAGCCUAGUGUCAGAUGAUGAAACGGCCAUCAGCGAAGUUUGGCUGCGAAAUAAGCAGAUUCUUUGGUCUGACGAAUAAACUGUCGCGGACCAGCAGCGAAGGUGCCGUUAGGGCGCGGAGAGCUGACGUCUGACAUGUCGACUGCCUUAUAAAAUACCGCGAAGCCCGAUGACAAUACUGCGACGUGGCGACCGUGGACUUCCAUUUAGUAAGCUUGCUCGUUACGGGUGACUUGUGGUUAGUCCCUUGAGCCAAAACUCUUGAGGAAGCAACCUUGAACCGACAAUCCGAUCGACUGUUGCGGACUCGUACUUAAAAGUUCGAAGGGGCCUUAUAACAAAAUGUUCGACUCAACUAUGACAGCCAAUACUAAGACGUCCGCGGGAAACAGUGCGCUCUGCAGUCAUGUUCUUGUAGCGCGAACGAAUAUUAUGCGAGUUGGGAUAUUUGCUGAAGAAUGAACUCUUGCUAUUGGAUGUUGGCAUGUGCGAACGUUUCUGGACUCUCCUACCUAACGUCAGACUGCGCGUAGCCUUUAUCCGUACAACGUGAAUGUCUAUCGCUUUACCGGGUCCACGACUCGGGGCCUCGAAAACUAAGAUGCCCGAGCUAACUCCCACGUCACCCUGUCUCACAGCGGCUCAUGAGGCUUCUGGUAGACGCGAUGCAACCGUUGACCUCUCGUGACAAGCAAACAAUGUAUCGAUUGAAUGGGCACUAGUCAUUGACCGCCCAGCCUGCGUACAAAUGAAGGAUCACUUUACGUGCACCUCUGUCGUUUCCGUGUAUGCACGAACCUACUCAUUUCAGCUGCAUGGACUGUUUGAAGGACCCCCCACCGUAAUAUACGGAUUGUUGUCGGAGACUGGAUUGACCAAACUGGAUCUGGCAACUCUUUAAGUGGUCAUCUUGGGCCUAGCUGGAUGUGCCGAUGAUGGGAAUGCUAAGUUCUGCCGAUCAGAGGCUGCUGUUUGUCACCAGUACAUGCUUCCAGCAGCUGGCAGCCCGGAGAGGACGGUAUUAUCGUUCAAGGGGAGUGGAUGGCAUUCUCGCUAAAGUUGAGGCACCCUGGUUACCCGGCUCCAUGAGGUGAGCCAGUAGGGCUGGGAGAUGAGCUCGUUUCUUAGGACUUUCAGGCGUCCUGGUUCUCGUGUUCAAAAAGUGGGAGGACUGCCACGGCAUAAGCCUAAUCGAUGUUGUUGCAGUGGUCUUCGCGGUAGUCAUUUUUAGGCGAUUUCAGAGUUGACGUGACUCGAGGUUGAGACUCAAGCAAGCCGGGUUUCGAGUUGGGCGUGGAUGCGCCGACCAAAUAUCCACACUGCGGCACCUUAUUGAAUUCCACUAUGGCCAACUAGCAACUGAAGGCCGUCUGCUUUGUUGGCGUCGUCACAACUUUCGAUCCCGUCCAUUGUGAGUUUCUGUAACGAAUGGUGGAACUAGACGAGGUCGCAUUCUGCCACCACUUUUGUUCAACUGCGCCAUUAAUUGGACUCUCAAAAUAGUGCCACAUGGUUUUUAUGAUGUUGAAUUUGCACCUGGGCACCGGCGGAAUAAUAGCAACAACGCUUGCGAUAUCGCUCUGCCAGCCCCAAACCUCGAAAGUCUACGCGGAUUAGACUUCGGAGUCCGGUCCCGGAUCUUACCUAGAUGAGAAUUGCCAUAAAGGCGCAUCUCUAUGGAGGCGUCCCGAUCUUGCCCUCAAUUUGAAGUAUGACUGACUUAGUCCAUCGGUUGGCAGCAAUACGGUCCAAAACGUUUAACCGCAUGCUAGUUUAAGGCACAUUUGUUCGACUAUAAUGUGAAAACCAAGCACUGCAUUUGCGUCCUAUCUGUAUUAUUCUCCCCCUAUCACAUUGCACUUGUGGCUGGUCUGGGUUAAGCCGACUAGAAGUUGUGAGGCAGGCGGAGCGCAAUAGUUGACGAGGCGUAAGGUUUCUGUCUACUCUGAGCCACGCACAAGGGAAGGAUCGAACAGGCAUUCUUUUUUAGUUGAUCUUUUCUAACCACGAAUAUGGACUCUCGCAAUUACUUUAGCCCUCUAGUCUGAUUUUUUGUCGAAACCCAUGCUGUAUUUUUACGAACUAAGCAUCCCAUCGGUCAUCCGGUAGUGUUGUUCUCUGUCCUGCCAUUACAAGCCAGCGAUCGCCUGCAUUUAUCCUGUUGCCGCUCAUUGGUAAAGAUUGCAAACCCAUUCCCUUAACUUGACCAACUUAUCCGCCAGGUAGGUGUCCCAUGCCAUAUGUCGUAUGAUCAGCGAUCUUACCGUUAGAAAAUCGUUUAAAUUAGAGCUCUGUCGUGAAAACUUCCGCCUCCCCCUAAUUUAAAUGAUCUCGGCCAUGUCCGCCAUCAGGCUCCGACAACUCCAACUUAUUGCUCUCCGGCGUUCUAUUUAGCGGUCUUCGCGAAACAUCAGACACCUCGAACAUUUUCUCUAGAGAUAAUGACAUUCCAUUUGAAAGGUUACCGAUUUUAGAAAUCUCGAGGGCAUGUCCCUGCCGAAUUGACAAUGGAAGGGCAAAAUCAUAGUCCAAAUAAAUGCUGCAUGCAGGGUCUUUACAAGUCAUAGGCUUGUCGCAAUAUCUGUUGCCACGUGUGCAGGGUAUUCUUGCUGCCAGUCCUCUUUUCCAGGCGCGAAUGGUUGACUUUGCGCGUUUGAGACGAACGAAAACUGGAAGCUUUCGACAACAUUUGCCUGAAAACCAUCAUUUGAAUGGUGUGUACUGACUUCCUCUCAAAUGAAAUGAUCCGGAAUCAGUGCGACAGCACCUGAGUAUCUUAGAUUAUCCAAGGCGUUUUAGGCAAUUCCUUCGUCGCCCGGCCCAUAAAUCCAGUGCUACAUCUCUACCUCUCUUAAUCCUACCAGAUUCGCGCGUAGACAGGAAUAUCUCGGCCGAAUUUUACGAUGUCUGCCAGUGACGAACAAUCGUGUGUUUGCCUAUACAAGCGAAGAUGCGAGUUCCAGAAACUAGUUGAUAAGAAGAAGACGAAGCGAUCACUGGAACAUGGGCUUUAUUCGUCUGACGUUUCGGAUUCUCACUUGAGCUCAUCAUCUGAGACAGUGGCAGGAACGAGUGCUUUGCAGUUUCCCCUUCCACUUCAAGUCCAUCCACUUCCCGUCCCUACAACUUGUAACAGACAGAUUAUUCUGAUGACCAAUGUCUGCGACCGCUUUUCUUGCACACAUUUUUGUCGCAAGAAAGAGCAAGCUGACAAUAUACUCUUGUUUUUGCCUAGGGUGCAAUCUGUUAUCCGCUCUGUACCGUCGCCUCAUCGGAUUGCAUCUCAGCAAUAUCGAGCCAUGUUCCGUUGGAAUCAAGCUCUCAGCUGGUUUCCAGAUAAUCGUACUUAACUACAUUGUAGUCGCUCUAUUGGCUUCCAUCUUUUGUGGCUUAAGUAGCGUAAUCUUGUGCAAAGGUUACCAACCUGAUUGGUUUCGCUACCACAACGAAAUUCUUAAGCGCACUUGGUUAUCCUGGCUUUCAAAGGAGUUUAUGGGUCCGUCACGGCACUGCGAAUUAUGUAAGGGUCUGUGUACUCAGUUAGUCUACCUUCCGGGUUACAUGUGCCGAAACUAGUGGUUUUUACAACUGGGAGUCAUCUCUCGAGUGAAGUACAAUGGCGUUUUCUUGCGUGAGGUAGUUGACGCCCAUUUUGAAAGCAUCGUGUGCAGAUCCCAGACCAUUCGAGUCAAACUGCGGUGUGGUCUGAGGGCGCUGUCCGUAAUCCGUUUUAUGGGGAUUAUUCUACAACCUUAAAAACGUCAUCCUCUGCCGAAUGUAAAUUAGAGGCAGUUGGCUCAUAAUCAGACCCAAUGCGGCCCAAGCGGACCCUAAAGAGAAUUUUUGUCCCUCUGUGUAUUGUCUUCACCACCUGAAUGAAUAGGAUGGUCCUGUUCACUUUUUUUACCAGCACAUACCAUGCGAGCAUUGUUUUUUGCGGGCUUUCAGUCAUUGCUUUUGCCACGUUAAAGUGAAUGCAUUCGGCUGACCUUCCGUGAAGAACUCGACAGCCAUCAAGUUUCUGUCUGAUUUAUGCAAAUGCUUGCUCAUUCUUCGUCAUCAAGCACGCUUGACAGACGCAGAGGGUGGAGUUUGUGACGCAGUUGCCGACAGGCGAUGCGAUUUUGCCGCUGAGAGUACCAGCAGCGCUAAUAUUAACUAGCACGGAGGCUGAUAGGACCCGAUCGUUUGAACAAGGAUUUUAUUCUCCUGUCGCAAUCACUUGAAUCCGUCAUCAGCGAAAGAGCAAAGGGUGAUAGUUCGACCGUCGUUGUCGACGAUAUCCACUGUGUGCUUUCCAGCAAGGUGAGAGUGGCAGUGGACUUGCACAGCAUCUGCCGCACUCAGGUUAGCAAAAGAAAGAGAUCAGGGUCGAUAAUCUGAGGAAAGGAAAGUGCUCACCGGAUCGGGGAACUCGUUUGGCUGACGUUUGUAAGAGCUUGCGUGGCUGUCCAUUAUCAAAGCGUCCAGUGCAAAAAUCGGUCAGAAUUUUGAAUAGACAACCGGAUUAGUUGGCCUUGGGCUGAUCGCUUUUUCUUCUUCUUUCGCUGCCUUGGCCUACUGGCCGUCGCUUGUGAGUGUUGGUGGCCUCCUGUAUUGUGUCGUCACCUCAGUGGGGGUUAGUUGCGUUUGCGUUCCCUUUUUGGGUGAAUUGGUGGACAGGCCGUGUUUGCUCGGUAGUCUUAGGCUCCGUAUGACCGUCUUGUCUUCGUCACGGCGUAUGUAGUGGCGUAGGACUUUAUAGGCCGAAGGAAGGCCUAGGUGCCCGCUGAUGAAGUUGGCAUUUGAGUACCAAGCCUCAAGCGUGAGAUUUUCUGUCCUUGAGGUGCCCCUGCCUAGGACGUCUGCUUCUUGAAAAUCAAAACUGACCAGUUUCCCCGAUGUGAGCCGCAAGCUGUGAGUUUGGGCCUGCUUUCCGAGUUGCCAGUUUGUGCUCAUGUAGGCGGGUCUGCAAUUUCCGUCCGGUUUUCCCAACGUAGUUGCAGUCUCCAUCGUUACAACGUGUUUGAUAGACAACUUCUGAGGUUUCAGUGGGUGGCAGUAUGUCUUUGGGUUGCAUCUAACAAUGAUCAAUUGUUGCCUGGGGUUGAUGGGCAAUGCCUAUUCUGGGGGGUUGUAAGAGUCGUGAAACCGCCUCGGAGACUCCUUUAAUGCAAGAAAUAGUCCUCCAGAUUCUCAACAAUUGUGCUCUUUCAAAACUUUGCUGUUACUGUGUUUGCGCUCCUCUAUCAGUCAGUUUUUAGAUCAUUCUAAACAACCUACACAAAGCAGAGGUACGUGACACACUCCCCUCAGAGGCUACCACAACGCAGUGCACCCUCCGAUCUUCCCUGAUCGAUCAGGACCUUCCUCGCUUCAGGCUAAUCAGCUGAGUGGAAACUGUCCGUCCGGACUGGAUGUCCGUAAUGACGAAUGCCGCACUUUUCAUUUACGAGCUGCACUAAUAGACGUGCCAGCUAGAUGCUCUGAAGCAACCUGAUCGGUCAGGGAAGAUCGGAGGAUGCACUGCGUUGUGGUAGCCCCUGCGGGGAGUGUGUCACAUACCUCUGCUUUGUGUAGGUUGUUAAGAAUGAUCUAAAAACUGACCUGACAGAGGAGCGCAAACACAGUAACAGCAAAGUUUUGAAAGAGCGCAACUGUUGAUAAAUCCCAUACGGUCCUACGACUUCAAAGCCACCAAUUUUUGGAUGAAAUUUAGACGAUCUUGCACAGGCGAGCCGGGUCCUUUGCGCGGCAGGGAGUAAAAGUGUGACAAGUUCUUAUCACAAAAUGGCUUAACAUUAAUGUCAAAUAAUAGGAAUGAGCAGAAAAUGCCUGUCCCACGAUUACAAGGCCACUCACAUUGUGACUCGACUGCUUGUAUCCACAGGGACGAAUAGUUCCCAUUUCGUCUCAUAAUUUUAGCUGAACACUUGCUCCUGCGAGUAAUCAAAAUUCCAGGUUCUGGCUCGUUCAAGGGAUUCCACGCCUGCUAAAGAGCCGCCGUCAGUCGACUUUUCGGCUAUUAAGUUCGAGUAAUGCAGUCCACCCGCCUGGAUAACAGUCCUCAUAGAUUCUCGCUAGAGGUAAUUUUCGCCGAAGCUCCCAAUAAACGCUUUAUGAUUCUACGAGUUGUCUAUAAACUCUAGCGCCAAAUCUCGUCCUCUGCUACUUCUUACCGGUAUCUCACAUUCCUUCUGCAUGGGCUCCGUAGCUCCUCUUCCCACCGGCUCGUUCCUUAUUACAGUACAUCUUUAAGAACUACAUUUUACUUAUUUACUAUGGUUUUCAGCCCCUCCAGGCGUCGUCCGAUCUCACUGCUGUUGAGGAUCCAUUGUACACAACGCCGAAAACCCACAACGCGUAAAAUCCGUCAGUUAUACUUCUCCAGACCUUCGUAAAGGCCAAAACUGGCAGACUUGUCUAAUUUGGGAACAGAUCUAUUGGUGCGUUCUCGCCUUGUUGUCGUCACGCUGCUGGGCGUUGCUUACAACCGCUUCAACCUCAACACAACGUAAUGUUUGCAUUGCGUUACAUUCCCAGUCCAGAUGCGAAGGAACGCGGACACAUUAGAUGACAAUGGCAGCGGGAUGCUCGCCGAUCGCGUUGCGAGGCACACUCGUCCCGUUAUGCCUAGGGACUCAACUGGGCCUCGCCAGCAGCCGCACAGCGGUUAGUAAUAGACCGUUGGACUUUUAACUAUCAGGUCGCAGGACCAAGCCUUAGGGGCCGCAAGGACUGGAGUUGGGUAUGACUGGCCGAUGACGGCCAAUAGACCGGCAAUGGCAAUUCCAGUCUCCCUUGUCUUUGUCGAUAAUGCUGCUCUAAAUCAGGUGGCGUUAUAGUUGUGGGACAGCAAUCUUUUGACCAUUCUUAUUGCCUUACACGAAACUGAACCAUUUUGUGAUAAAACCUUGCCCGCCUCCAUAUCCCGAGUAUUUUUAGAACUAACGAAAUUCCAGCUUUACGCUCUGAGGUUUGAGUCUUCAAAACCGCUGUCCAGUUGGGACGGUUGACGCUUUAUUUAGCGGGAUCUACUCGAACUUUAUUCCACCUGAUUACUUUGUGUUGAUAUCCGUCUGCGUAACAGGUAUUCUUACUCUACAGAUAACCAGAUGUAUGCAGUGUCCAAAGACGUCUUCGCCCACGGGAACUUGUUCGCCGUUGCCCACCGGACUAAGUCAGUCCGAUAACCCCGAGUGUCCGUGCUUUGUUGAUCGUCGGAGGUAGACGACUGUAGCUGGAAAAAAUCUCUAGUCGCACGUCGAGCCUCAAGUAGCUGGUUUAAGGCGCCAUCAACGGGACGGGUGUCAGGCGUAGAACACUGAAUGGAGUCGCUUAUCGCAAUGCCUCACUCUGAAAAUCAAUCAAAUAAUCAGGAACCAAGAUCGCCACGAAUAAUGAUACCGACUCAUAGUAACCGACUCACGCUUUACAAUUUGCGAGCGUCUGCAAGUUGGAUUGUGGAAGUUGUCUGUUUAAUCCUCCAGCUGGACGCCUGUUUUGUCCUUGCAUAUUUCGUAUAUUCCUACCAAAGGCUCCAUCCACAUGAGGUAUUUUACACUCCCCAAACCCACAUAAUUCAAAUCGCUUGGCCUAAUUAUCAUAGUAAGUAACUGUCAGUGCUGCCCUCGAAGCCCUCCUUUGAUGUGAGAUGUGGUCCCUUUCUAACCGCCGGAUUGCCCCACCUAACUGUGCUCGCACUGUUUUUGUUGAUUAGAUCAACAGCCACAACCAACCUACAGUGAGUGACCGAUCUCAUGAAAUGUUGGCUGGAAUUCUGAAAUGCGUUUUCGAUUAAGAAGGAUUACUUGGCCGCUGUUGUAAUACUGAUUAUCUUGCGGCAUAGUCUUAUAACAUUUCGGACUCAGCAGGAUGUCAGCUUUUGAAUACACUGCUUUCCAAUCUCCUGUUGAAACCGUACUCGGCAAAAAAAUGAGUACUUAUGUAGCAUGUACUUUUCCCGUUUAUUUUCGAUGGUCUUGCAAAUUCAAAUAUAUCUUAUAGAAACCAUAAACAAAAUAUGCGUUCUUUAAGUCACUUGAUAGGGAAUCACGUCUUCUUUAUAUUUUAUACUCAAGAAAUGAAUAUAAUUAGGUUUUAGGAAAGUUUUCUGAUUGCCGAAUAAUUUGGAGUCUGAUCAGCCGUUUCAUUAGCGCUUAGUGAUUUCAGUCUACGAGGUGCAUGCGUUCCGCGGAAGGAAAAUCACAUAUUUUUCUAUGCCAUUAAAAAGAUAUCAUACAGAGUCUUUAAAAUUUUGAAAUGGAUGCGGACUGUGCUGUACAUUUCAUGAGGAGCUGUGGUAAACGGCGAGGUACGAUGCUUUGUGAAUGGACAUUGCGAGGUCUUGAAAAAUCUCAUUAUUAGAAACUUUUUUAAAACCUACUUAUACCCCUUCAUUGAGUAUGAAAUAUAAAGAAGGCGUGAUUCCCUCUUAAUUGACUGAAAGAACGCAUAUUUUUGUUUAUGGUUUCUACAAGAUAUAUUUGAAUUCGCAAGACCAUCGAAAAUAAACGGGAAAAGUACAUGCUACUUAUGUAGUCAUUUUUUACCGAGUACGGUUUCUACAGGAGAUUGAAAAGCAGCGUAUUCAAAAGCUGACAUCCUGCUGAGUCCGAAAUGUUAUAAGAUUAUGCCACAAGAUAAUCAGUAUUACGACCGCGACUAAGUAAUCCUUCCUAAUCGAAAACGCAUUUCAGAAUUUCAGCCAACAUUUCAUGAGACCCGUCACUCACUGUAACUUUGUGACGAGUUCAGUCGCGCAUUGGACUCACGUCUUUUUCUACUGUCUGCUUUGUCGUAUUUGUUGGAGCUGUAUGGACCGUCUGACUGACGCCUGUCAACGGCUGUGAGCCAUCUCUUGGGUCAGGUGUUCAUAUUCUGUGCGGUACUGGGCUGAACACAACUAAAAGUUCAGGCAGGAGUAACCACACAUUGACCUUUUUGGCCCCAUAGAACAACCAGUCUCCAAAGUUAGUGGCGAAAAUCAAGAACGAGCGACCAAGCAGGUAAAAAACCCAGCAGGGAAGCAGAAAAGGCAGAGGCACAAAGGCAGGCGCUGACUGAAACAGCGAGAGUUCUGAACCUGUUAGUGCCUUCUGCAGGCAAAGCCGACAAUCGAGGAUAAAACGCUCUGCAUAUACACAACGCACUUGACCCACAGGCUAAGCCUAUCCGAGGGGUUCGCAGCAUCCCCCAACCAAAACUUCACUGCCGUCUCCCAGUGAGCUGGAAGUACAUUGGAAUGUAUUCGAUGCGCUUCAGUCGGCUGGGCGGGUAACUUGACCCAAAUGUGAUUAAACUCACGUCUUCCGGUGGGGCCUCGUAGCUCAGGUCACUAGAGCGUUGACUGUACUAAAGCCUUCCCCUUGCUGUCGUGGGUUCGAAUCCCACCGAGGCGCCGAGUUUUUCACAAUUGUGUCAAUAUGAACUAUAAAACAAUGUUUUGACGAGGGAUUUAGCGACAGACACCGAAGUGCCAUCUGAGGUGCUUAGCGACCUUGUCGGAAGAAUUAACAGGUGAGUAAUUAAGGAUGUAGAACGGAGAAAAUGAGCUGGACACGAUCGUAAGGCCAUCACUCUGGGUGGUGGGGGGACAGAGUGGGUGAAGGAAGCAACGAAUUUAGCACCCGCUGGACUUGUCUUUCCCCUUCUAUCACAUGCUCUUUCUUUUAACUCUUAGACGAAAUUUGGAGACGUUAUGAUGAAUUCUAUCCGUAGGAUUCAACGAAGUCCUUUAACUGACAUUUGCCAUUUAUGCGCUACCUCUGAGAGGGCCCCGCACACCACUACUCACAACUGCUCAUUCACAGUUAUUUCAUCCGCACUGGUCUUGACAGGGGAUCAUGUUUUUGGAGUCCAUCAUUCGUUUUCCUGUACUCUUGAUUCAUUUUAAAAUUUAGUCCUGUUAAAGAAGUUGGCCAUAGUCACGUUUGGAAGGCGCGUACUGCGGGCAAUAUCUAAGAUACACAAUCAGCGGGACGCGUAUAGGCAGUGUGACAAAAUCUGUGUACGAGUCCGAGAGUAGACGCCUUCACGACAUUAGAACACAACCAAAACGCGCGAGGAGGGGAUGAGAGUGUAGUAGUGAGUUUGACAUACGAUAAUGUAGUGACAGGGCGGGGACUCUUUUGACAGCUUGCAAUACUUUUUUUGUCGAGCUAUAGGAAGGGGUAACCUGCGGCGUGACAUUCAGUGCAAGAUCGAUCGAUUUUAUCAAGACAGAUCUCUCCGCUUGUCCAAAGAGCCGCUCCCCACCUUUACUGCCUACUGGCAAUUAAGUUGGCGUAGGUAUAUUUGCAGUUCAUUCUUUCGACCGAAUCCUUUCCUCGAUCGGCCCGACUCAGGCAGUCUGUUGGCACGUGGGUGAGGCAAAUGUCUGUACGGUCAACGGCGGAGCCCAAAUCCUUAUGUAUAAUCGGCGCUGUUUUUAAGCUAUUAAGGGUGUUUAGGAGGUUCCCAACUGACGUUAUAACUCGCUUCUCGAUCCCUCUCCCGACUGAUGCUCAUGCCAUGGUGGUUCUUUUGUGUAGCCUCUGUGGCAUCUCUCCUAAUGUGAAACUCAUGGCCCUCCAUCAUUAGGUUAGUUCAUGUGGGACGGGUACUAGCAGGUGUCGGCUAAUUCCACCUUGUCAUCCACCCUGUCCCUGUCCCUGCCCAUUUCCUGUCAUAUGGAUUCUGCUCUUCUAUUAGAACACAGAGUAUGAGAGAGAGAGAGAGAGAGAGAGAGAGAGAGAGAGAGAUCAGGUGAGACAGAUGCCGCUGAAGUCUGCUCUACAACAGUGGUCAUUCUUGUUGCUUACGAUGGACAAACUGUUAACUAGUUAUACCAGAGCUCGUCCAUGUGGUUCCUCUGAUUGUGGCCAUACGGCACUCGAGGUCCGAACUUUCAUCGUUUCCAUGCUGUUUUGUUGGUUACAGCACGAUGCUUGUAUUGUAUUUAUCGUCUUCUUUCUAUGCUAGCACCAUUAUCUUUUUACAACACCCCUUCCACUGAACACAGAUUCUCUUGCUGCGGAGGCAAGACGGGAAGUCAUUUGCCACCUUCUCUAGAAAGCAAGCUCUUAUACUCUUCCCGUGAUCACGAUUCCAAGUUCUACUAGGUUUAACCACAAAUAUUCGCCCGAUUUACUUUCAGGACCUUGUUCUACUUGUCUUAUUUUUUUAGACCGUCAGAAAUCAACCACAGCAGCCGAUUCCUCGUCAAGGACCCUUCGUUCAAAGCCACCUUCCGUACGCCGGUCGGCAUUGGAGGACCGUGGUAAGUAGGCGUGUACAUCCUUUUGACCUCGCAUGAGCGCAUUUCUCCAAGAACAUCUUGUGUAUGCUACUACGCCAUAUGGCGGUUGAGCUUGUUCUUUUUCUCGGUCCCGGUUGCUCAUGCACCGUACUUGAUGAGAACAGGCAAAGUGAUGACGUCUAUCCCAGUAGGUCUAUACUGAAGACGACUUGCGUCGCUGGUACCUCAUGCUUCUCGCACUCGUCAUGUUUUAAUUCAGUGUGGCCUGAAGCCAGGGUGGCUGCAGUGACUGACGUGGCAAAAGCAAAGUCUACAUCUGCCACACGUGCUGAUCAAAUUAAUCACACGAUGUGGACUUUAAGAUCAGGAUCCCACCUCUCUAGUUGACGAGACUUACCAAAAAGGUCGCACCAGGAGUCAAUCCACUUGAAGACCGACUUAUCCUGUCAGUUGGCAGCCUUCCGUGGUACUGGUGUAACGCGCCACAAUAGCUUCAAGCGAGGAAAGCACGCGCGGGAUCCACGUUGGACCGACCUAAUCUUCUCCCUCUUCCGGUUUUGCGCCAGCGGGAUGACCUAUUCAAGCUGACUGGAGGAGGGAUCGGGCUCGGCAGUUGGCGUGGCCAAAAGACCCCUUUUGGCGGAGAUAACCACAACUUCUGAUUUACAACUCGCGCAUGCAACCUAUCCAACGCACAAGUAAAACCAACUUCGGGUGAUCUUUGCGCGCUGUGACGUUAGUACAUGGUUCCACCUAGGAAGGCGGGUAAGGAGGACUUUCUGUUUGGUCUUUCCUCUCACGGCACAAGUCCUACUGUGUAUGUGUGUUGUCGUUAGAACCACCCGCCUAUUCUCCGUAGGAAGUCAGAAAGCCAUGUGACGGUGUGAAUGGGAUGUGCGAUUUCGACUGUAUGGCUAUGAGCCGCCACUAUGCUCACACGCCUCCCACUGGUUUAUAAGCUCGUUGCCUAGAACAGUCUAUGAUCACUGUCAGCUUUUGAGACCCAGAUGUCCAACCUACACGGCAGUAUCGAUCUAUUUCAUCAACUAUAAACCUCACCAUUCACUCCCGUGGAGAUGACGGGCCAAAACAAGUUAACACCGAUCGCCAUUGAUUGUUAAGGCCAUUCUUUAUUAGAGCAAGUACUAACAUUAAUCCACUACUUCCUAUGCUUAUUUGGCUGUUGUCGGUCGAAUUGGCCAGUCAUUCUAUGCCUCGGUAGAACAGACGGAUUGCGGGAUGUGAUGGUGAAUUUUGUUUCCUCUCUGCUAUAUUGGUGAGCUGUACUGGGGAUUACCGGUCAGAAAUCCGCGCCUUCAUUUCACCGUGGCCAGCUGGGCGAUUUUACGGCCCGUGUCCGGACUCUUACCUCGCGCGCUGUAGUAAACUCGCCCAUCUCACGCAGUUAGUCAUCCAGUAAGCUGGCGAACUCAUCCUUGUCGCGGAAGGCAAACAACAGGGAGUUCUACUUGCAUCCGCUUUGGAUAAGUAACUCCUCUCAUGUGCCUUGCUGCGUAACGAGAUCAGACCAAAGCACACCACAGGGAGACGUAAUUCCUCUGCCAAAACUGAACAGGAGUCGAGGAUGCCAGUUCGCUGCCGAUGACGAGACGAGUUAUAGGCCUCUUGAUGGAGGUCGAUGUGGCAACCGAGGCGCAGUGGCACGAUGGACCCGUGUGGACUGGCAAAAGUUUGUCUCUGAGUACGUGUGCGUGUUGCAGCCGUUGGUUAAGAGACUCGUGACCCCAAAACUGGCCACGUGGUAGAUGCGCUAGACCAAGACGGGGGCCACAUUGGAUACUGGCAGGCGUUAUCGAAUUGCGCCCCAUAACAAAUGCCAACUUUUGGGGGGCGUGAUGGCAAACCCAGUUACCGACUGACGUCGCUGCCCUCCAUAUUGUUGUUGUUGUUGUUGGUCAAAAUCCUGGUCAUCUGCUGUUUGGACCAGGGGGUAUGGAGUGGAGCGCCAAGGUGCGGGCUCGACCGUACCAUCCACCGGCGCCCUCCACCGCCCCCGGUCUUCUUGAAUGUCUGGACACCGGAUCCAGAUAGGGGAGGAGGAGAGAGUGCGGUAGAUGGUGUGCAGGUCUGCUAUCACUACAAACUAAUCCACGUGCAAGUCACCUUGCUGUGGAGCACACGGUGGACAUCGUCGGCAACGGAUGUUCGAACUGUCGGUUGAGUGGCUCGGACAGUGUACUGGGGUAUUGGAGAAGGACGAGAGAGUAAUGUUGACACUGAGGAAUCUAUCUUCAUGGUCGACCAGCGCAUAAAUCGGACUCGCUCUGAUGUAUCCUGACACACUAACAACCUUGGCUUGAAAGGCGGCCAACUGACGUGAUAAGUCGGUUCCUCGGCCUGCAGUGGCCUCUUACUGUGGCUUGUGAGGCACUUUAACCACAUAAGAUCCGAGCCGCGCUGACAUGUAUUGGGGAACAGGUCGUGUGUGGCACACGCGGACGGGCUGUUUAGCUUUACCAGUCGCUGCACUCUCGCCCACCUCAUGUCGUCCUGAUAUCGUCUCGCCAUCGGAGCAGAGUGGGUGAGGGAAGAGUGCGAUAGAUGCGCCAAGGUUGCUAAAACCAGAAUGAGGGCAUCCGUCAUGCUGCACUGAAAUCCAGCCCGAAGGUGGGCAGUUGGACUGUCAGUUGGACUUUUUUCAAACCUGCGACUUAUUACUACUCAACGAUGACUCGAAGACGCGUCAGCAUGUUAUAGUGCAGUGAGAUCGCGCCAAAUCGGUCUCCUUCAUCCCACUCUGGUUGGCCGCCAGUGCGAAGAAUGAGUCAUGCCGCCUGGAGAUUAGAUGCGAUGAAACAGUCAAAGGGUAUGAAGCUGCUCUCUCGCAUGCCAUGCGCUCGUUUGUCUCCGUUUAUGACUGCAGUGACAGCAAUACCUGACCCAACAACGACAGUAGUAGCAGCCGUUGUCGUAAAUCCCACACUCAUUUCUUCUCUUCUGAUAUUUGCCAAAUUUAACUGCUGUGCCUAGGCGAGUCGGCAGAAUCUUUGGCCGACAUAACGUUUGGUCUAGUUGAAAUUGUAUACUAGGCUCGCUGGAUCUGCAUAAGGAAGAUGGUGCAGCUGAUCGCCGAACUACGGUCUUUUGUGUUUUGUGUAAUUAAUUACGCUGACCGACUGUUGCUGCUGCUUCUGCCACCACAUUGGCGUUCCCCUUUCGUCCUGGCGGCUAUCUGUGCAUUAAAUAUGCCAGGCGACUGCUUUUCCCCACCGUCGUAGGCACCGGCACACUGGUGCGUGUGUGAUCUCCCGUGCACACAUCCUCGCUCCGAGGACAUGCCCUUUCUGCCUCAUCUGUUACCCCCUCCCCCUUUUACGUGCGUGUUCGCAAAUGAAUCCCUCAAAUCAAUUCCCGGUCUGUUCGAAUGCGCUGUUGCCGCAAGCGCCUGUCGUGUUUACUUAUUCACACUAAUGCGACACCAGGAGGAGGCCCACUGUCUUGUACCUUGUUUGCAGUUUCUUCGGAUGUGUGCGGGUCAGCACUGGUGAAUUUUAGCAUUCGGUGGCAGCGGGCUGUUAAUUUUUGUCUCAGAGCGCACUUGUGUGGUUUUUCACAAGGCGGCUACUUCAUGGAAGUCUCAGUGUGGGCCUCACUGAAUGCGUGCGAGAACAUCUUUCAUUUGUCUUGCUCAUUUGAGGCCGCAGUCUGAGUCAUCCUCCAACGGGACCGCAAGAUGUCUGGGCCCUGUUCCGCUCGGAUCCGUUGCAGCUGCAACUGUUGACUAUUGUGCGCUUGCGCCUUUCACCACUUGCUGACCACGUGCCAAACCUGCUUAUGCUCCACCCACCAUCUGAACGCACUCCCUCCCACUCCGGCUCGCCGGUGCCGCAAUGCGCACACCUCCGGUUGUAUAACCACGUGCUCUGUCAACUGUGCAUUCUACCCAUCCAUAAACGCACUUUUUGAGACGUCAUUCGGGUUCGAUGCUCUCCCUGUAAGAUUUCCACUGUUAGCCUAAGCCUUGUGGUUCCUUUACCUUUCUGACUUCGGUACUCCGUGGCCAGCGUCAGGCUAUACUUCACCGGGGGUUCCUUAUGACAACUAAACGGCCUCGGGUUUGGUCUCUGCAGUACCCCCGCGUUCGUUGUCUUUUUCUUGCUUUUUCGCUGAUCUACACGAGUACCACAGUAGGCCAACCCUUUUAUUUUGGCCCUUUGCCACAAGGGUAGCACUUCGGUUCAGGGUUCUGGGCGUUGCAAGCCCUCCAACGUCUCAUGGCUGUCCGGCCGAUCUAACAGCCAAAGUCAUUUAUCCCACCGAUGAACCCCACACCGCACCCACGGCACUUGUGGGUGUGGCGUGGGAUGUCGUGGAUGGGGUGUUCAGUUGUGUUUGCCCUAGCUGGCACAGCAACACAGCGCCGCAAUGGUUCGAAUUCACUGUCCGCCUCGAACUAGCCUGUGCCUUUUCAUGGGGUCUCACGCAAGACAGAGCCACUUCCCACACCCCUCCCACAGCCUUUUUAGAUUUUCGAAAUAUAGUCCUGAAUAAACUCAAACCCGUGUUUUUUGAAUCGCCGUUAUAAUUACAAUGUCACCAAAAAUCAUCUGCCACUUUCCUCAUGUCCAUCCAGGUCUCUACGAUGUUAGUGAGCGGGACGAGGAGGAUCGACCGGAUUCCCCCCUCAGCCUCGAUUCUGGAGAAACUACAAAACCCAGUCACGCAGAACCAGUGAGUAUCCUCUCCACCCCCCUCUCUCAAGUUCUUUUCCUCACUGUGCGUUGUGAUGCCUCCAGUUGUUCCAAUAGAGGACUGAUACUAUCAGACUGUUGUUAACGUUCUUACCCUCACCGUCAGCGUUACAAUCGAUCCAACACAGAGCCUCUUCACUUUGUCUCCACGGCGACCCUGCCCGUUGUUGCCCCAAUCAAAACCAUCACCACCACCACGGUAACUACUCGCUCACGGCCAUCGUCUACGGACAACCGUGGCGCCAUUUCGAACAAACCUACAGUUGGUGGGGUCGCACGUACUCCUGCCCACUCUGGUAGAUUUCGUUCCCCCUCGAUUGCAUGUGCUCGCAUAUUUGAGCGCCACGAAUCUUCUGUCAUUGAAAAGCAUGAAAAUCGAUGGAGUUUAUGCCCCAGCAAGCAUCUUUAACGCCCUUUCGACCGGUCACCCUAAUCAGGUCAAAACCCCAAGUCCAUCUUUGGGAUGGGCAAUACCAUAACCAUGGAGUUGUCACUGGUGCAUGUGGCCUGUUGCCUCUUACCUCCCUCGUAGCUCCCGCUUGAUCGCCAAUUUGUUUCACCAGAUGCCUACACCGACUUGUUCGUUACCUGCUCUCAGUAUCACAAGGUACGCCCACUUGACGAAGGUCGAGGGAAUUUCGGUUCCAAGUGGGGGGUGGGGGGGGGGACACACCCAGUGACCGAACUCCUGAAGUGCUAAACGAAAUGCUGCAAUGCGUUUUCCAUUAGUGGGGUCAUGCCAUUUAUAAUCGUGAAGCCGAAUCCCAAGAUAGUUCAGACACACCAGGAUGCUGGCUUUUGAACGAACUUCUUUUAGGCCACCUGCAAAACCUGCACUCGACGAUUAGGACUACUUAAGCAGUGUGCAUUGUUCAUUAAUUUUCGAUGCCCUUAUGAAUCCAGCUAUCUUUUCUUAUGCUAAUUUGGUAGCAAAUCACGUCUCCUUUAAAUGUGACAUUCGAACAAAAGAGCAUCUUCCAGUUUUGAAAAAAGUGUUUUAAUUCUCGAAUAAUUCUGAACAUGACUUGUCGUUGCAUCUGUGUCUAGGGUUUACUCUCUAGGCUAUGUAGUUUCCAUGCAAGGAAAAUCAACCAUUCCGGUGUGACAGUGGAAAGAUAGUAAUUGGAACUCCUAAAAUGAAUGCGGUCUAUGUUGUAGCGUUAAUAAACAGACAGAUGCGGUUAUGUUUGAAUAAGCAUUGCAGGGUCAUAAAAAAUCUCAUAAUUACAAACUUUUAAAACCUAAAGGUACCAUUUCCUCGAGUAUAAAAUUUGAAGAAGACGUGAUUUCCUGCCGAUUGAGUGCAGGAAAGGGUAUCUCCAUGCACGUUUUCUAUAAAACAUAUUUAGAUUUAUAAGGGCAUCGAAAACCAGUGGGAAAAUGCUUACCGAGCGCAGUUGUUUUUGCGGGCGACGGAAAAUACAUGCAUUCAAAAGUCGGCAUCCUGGCGUAUGUGAACUAUCCUGGGAUUAGGCUACAGGAUCUCAAACAGUGCAACCCACUUAAGCAGUCUUUCCUAGUAAGAAACACAUUUUAACAUUUAGUUUAACAUUUCAUGAAGUAGGUCACUGUUUGUAGUUAUUCCAGACAAUUGUACGUUUUUACUGCUCUUUUGCUGUUUGUGUGUUAAAACUAAGAAAGAUCUUGGUUGAUGUUAUUUAACAAGCACACGCGAUCCUUUUCCCACCGCUGACUCAACAUGCAAUCGCCUGGUGUUCAGGUAAAAGUAUCUCCGGCAGUCUUAGUUUUAAUUUGUUUCUUCGCGUUGUGUAUACUUCGGUGUGCUGCCCAGACAAGUUAAACCGUCUUAAUUAUUUUCUCAAUACCGGCCCUCAAAAAAGUCCGGAUUCCGCACUUACGCAACUCCGAAUUCCCUUACCGGUCAGACCGGUCGCGGUUUAAGCACAAGGUCUCUUGCUCUGUAUGUGUGCGCAGAACGCCGUUAAUAAGUAGGUAUGUGCAUACAACUCGCCAUGGCGACUCACAUUGAGGGGGAGGCUAAAGCUAUUAAAGUAUUGCUCUGUGGGGUGACAGACUCCGCACAUGUGGAGGAAGGCCGCUGUGCUACCGUUCACGUGCAGUUGUCUUGACCUUGUUAUGGUGGCACGAGGAAUGUGGAAAAAAAUUACCGUGGCGGUGGGGCUGAAGUCUCAACUCUAAUCCAUGUUACUUGAAAGUCACCUUGUUACAGUGCCUGCCUUGGUAGUUUUCGGCCGAAGAAUGGUUACAUUCCCCAUUUGCUAUUCACAGAGUGUCAGCUCUACUGCCAAUAACCAACUCUCAAUGUGUCACGGAUCGUGUUUUGCAUGCCGCUCGCUUCCUUUAGUGAUUGUCUACCAAAUCAUCCGCAUGCACAGGAGUUCGUUUCUGGGCGCGCCAUUUGAAAGUUCAAUGGUCGCAUACUGUUAGCAACAAAGAAACGGAAAGGGGCCGAUCAUUUAUAGCCUAAUUAAUGUCAUCAGAGAGUCUAUCCGACUGACAACGACAAAUAAGGUGGAACUGACCUCCCCAAUCGUUCCGCCAGCUUCUUUGAGCAAUGUGCACCGAAAACCUCUUUUCAUUCCUACUAUAUCUACUCUGCCUAUAGUGGUUGCGGACGAUGUCAAUUACGGCGUCGCGGCGAAAUAUAUUGCUUAACAGCCUUCUUUCACAAACGUUAGAUUAAUUCGUAGGACUGCUUUUCCAACCUGAUCGCCGCUCUGGCUAGGUUUGUGCAGCACUCCCACUUCCCCCGGCGAAGGCAUUAUUUGUUGGCUUUGGAGUUUUCUCCUUUGGUGGGCGUCCAAGCUUUCUUAGAUUGUUUUUCGGCGCGGGUGGGGUAUGCAGCCCCCCUGGGUGGUUGUUCAAAAAUCUGCCUUUUCUUAUUUAAGUAGGUGUGGUUCAUAACGGUUUGUCUGAACUGGUCGCGAAAGGGGUUAUGCACUAGUGUUUUUGACGUUAAAGUUGCCCAUAUGUGGAGCUCAAGGAUAGGAUUAGGACUACGGUCAGGGUUAGAGUUAGGGAUAUUAUUUGGGUUAUUCUUAGGAAUAGGGUUGCUAAGCUUUAAUUAUGGUUUGGAUUUGCGGUUGAGGCUAGGAUUGGGCUUUAAAGCCUGUACCAAGGUUGCGGUUGCGUACAAGUUUUCCUUAAAGGCUUAAUGGUUAAGCAUUAGGGUUACCCAGGGGGAUCACAUGCCAUGCCUGUUUUUCCCUUUUGCAUUCUGCUUCGCUGGUAGCCUCGAAGAGACGGUCUGUCUUCAUUUCGCCGUAUUCGACCACGACAGCAAGGUUGAACUAGGGUUUACCUGAAUGUCACGCUCAGCAACUGACCCCGGCGAAUACUAUUCCGUAAACUUGUAUAAAACGGUUGGAUUGAUAAUUAACUAAGACUGCAGUCCUAUGGCAGUGUGGCCCAUGAGUCCGCUAUGUAUUCCGACCCGAUGCCAAUAACAGGUACCUGGUGAUUAAAUAAUGCGCCGUUGAUCGACUUCCUCAGCGCUCUAUGCGAAACACCCUGACGUUCAAGCGCUGUAAAUUGGACGCUCUCAUUCUUACGUUGGCAACCGGCAGUCUCAUUCUAUUUUAAUUUCUACAGAAUUAAUAAGCACCUGGAUGCGCCACUCUUAUUUUUUUCGAAAGUCGCUGCGAAGUUCGGCAACCGGCUAAGCUUAUUGCUCCUGUCGUCUACCCAUAUUUCCAGUCCUCCUCUGACCGACGGCGAAAAGUCAGCGUACGUUAUGUACGUGCACUCAUAAUCCCUCCACCUUUCGCUCUAUAUUUCAACUUUUUGCGUAUUCUUCUAAAAUCUAACUGACAGUUCGCUGUGUGGCUGAUCCUGCUUUUCCUUUUCCGCCUAAUUAUCCAUUUUUGACGUAACGCACCGGCUCUUUCACCCUCGUCCUACAUGCGACUUUGCCGUUUUUUGGUCUCCAUCCUGCAGAUUCAAGCGUCCCACAAGUCACAACGCUCCUCUCAUGUCCACUUUUAUGCAGCUCUCUUCUGGUCCGACAGAACAGGAAUGGGACCGUUUAUCGCAGCUCGAGAGCCAACAUUCUUCACAGUUAGCAUUCCUUUCAGUCCCAGCCCAGCACGAAUCUUAUAGUUGUGCCAAAUACCCCACCCGAGUGUUAAAGUCGAGCCAAUGGGAAUCUGCCGUCGCCUCUAUCGAAGGGGGGAGUGGAGGGAGAGGGGUAAUCGGCAAUGUUGAUUUAGAUAAAAAAAAAAGAGCUGGAUCGCUGAUUAUAUUCGAUCAGAAACCUUGAUGUAACAACGCUUAAACGAUCGAAAACUUACGAGGGACAAGAUCCAUGAGCUGGACCGGAAUUUUUCCAUUUAGCACAUCUGACUGCCUAAAAGACGCCAUCGACGUCAUCACCUAGUCUUUAAAGUAAAAUCAUCAUAGAGGAAAAGGGUAGCGGAUUUCGCAAAGUUGCCUGAACCCUGUUACUAUCAUGGGCAAAUUAUUGCCUGCCGGCUUGCCGUUUAAUCGACGACCUUCCCGCAUAGUUGCUUAGACAGGCAUGCCUUACCCCCCCCCCCCCCGUUUCUCCACAACUCAUUAAACCCACCGACCAACUUCACUAAUUUUAGGCAUUUUGUCCCCGGUAUGAACAGCAGAAUUUACUGGUACCAACCAACCCUUGCAGACAGUUCCGUGACUCAGAUGGUGACAACUGCGGCUAUGUCGACUUCAUGCACUAAAAACCUGUAUCCGGAAUCUGACACCCCAGCCGCUAAACUGCCACAAAAUUCACAACUGAAUGCAGUCUCCGCCUCCGAGGUUGGGCAUUUUGUUUAGGGGGACGACUGUUUUGUGUCCUCUGGACAUUCGUGUCGCCGAAGCGUCCUCAAAAUACGUCUUGUAGUAUAUUGUCAAUGCUCUAACCCCCCUCUAGAACGUUUAGAAACACCGCGACGUUAGUAAUAAACCUAACCAUCCACAAGUGAUUUCAAAUGUGCCUUUGAUCAUUCAACCAGACCGGCUCAAAGCCAAAGCCGGCAAACACACUUUUCGGAUUAUUCACCAUCAAGCCUGUACGGCAACAUGUGUCACGGUUGAGCUAUGAAAAGGGAAAAAAAGAAAGUAGGGCAGGGGGUUGUCGAGCUUGCCAAGCGGGAGGACUUGAUGAAGAUCUAAUUCCGAGGUAAAAGGACCGGAGAUGAGUGUCAUUGCGAUUCGUUUGCCUUCCGUCGAAAGAUGCGGAUAGGAGUAUAUGGGGCUCGACUUGGGCCAGUGUAACUUGGGGUCCUUAGCGAACUCCUGCGAAUACAAGGUUGGGUUUCCUGACCAUGUGGCCACCACCUCUGCAGUCGUUAUUAUCCUCUGACACAGGAAUUUGCUGUGUCUCGCCGGUACUUUGUGAUUCACUCCAAACGCUCUGCUGACGUCUACCCCAUAGCCUAUGUGAGCUAUAGGAGUCGCCAUUCCUCCGAGGAUAGACUAUCUCACGCCAUGAUUUGGCCAGGCAGGGUGAUGUUUUCGCAUCCGUUUUGGUAGGCGCCUAGUCCUUCGACAAACACAGCUGACUCCACAUGAAGGUGUAAAUGCACACUGGGUCUGUCUGAAGGGGCAGUUCGUUCCGACCUUUGAGGCGCGGAAGGGGAGCGCCUGAGAAAAUUAUUCCUAGCCGCUGGAUACAUGCGCACAAUAGCACAGUUCUAGGAGUACCGGUGCCGGGUUCCUUUGAAACGGUACUCUGAGGACUAGUUUCUUCUUUUUAACCUUGUAGUUGUUCGCUUUUUAUCUUUCUUCACUGCUCGCUGUGCUACUGACUUGCGUUACUAUGCAGACCUGGUAAUGAAUAACUGGAAACGUACGUUUGCCGACCUCGACUUUGAGCCGGUCUGGUUGCUGGACGGUUAACGGCGUAAAUACGGUUUCGGAAGAGUUUGCGUUUUUUGCGUAUGUGCACUUCUGCGCGUUCUUGUAGCAGGUCUGCGCGUGCGUGAGAGAGAGAGAGAGAGAGCGAGAGACCGCGCUGCCCAUAGUUAACGAAUGCGCGUCGUUACUCGCUGAUUUUUUUAAACCAUACUCAGACGAAGCCUGCUGUCUAGGGAGUCUCACCUUGUCCACCGUUUGUCCCUUAUUCCGCAAGCACUACAGGCGGUGAUUUCGUCCUUGUAUCGCCAGCCGGAGAGCAGUAGUCGUUUUCCUUCACUUAGCAGAUCGUUUUUUCACUGAGCCGUAGUUGGCCGUCUUACUGUUUUCGAGUUACGUCGCGCCCUGGCCUCGAUCCCUCGGCGACUAGAGAGUGCACUGCAUUUCCAGGUUUUGAUCAAGGGAAUUUUGCCACUCCGAGCAAGAACAGCCUCUUACGUAACCAAAAUGCUUGAUGUGAUGAACAUUCAAGGCUGUUUUCUAACUUAUUUCACCAGUCAUUCGCAGAAGUUUUUGGGUUAGCAUUGAGGGGGGGCCUGCUUCGAGUUGUUCCCACCUAAUUGCCCUCGUUCUUCAUUGUCGGUCUAGUGCCUAUUUUACCCCGCAGCAAGAAGGUAACACUGCACACUGCGUAGAUUUUUUGCUCUCUCCCCUUUCCCGUCUGUCUCUCAACUAGUGCGUGUGCGCUUACGUGUGCAAAGUCCCACCUCUUCACUCAACCCUAACAGUUAACACUGUCCUACGGGCUCUUUGUCGGCUAUUUUUUGCGUUAACGCGGCACUCACCAACUUUUCCAUUUUGUCCCAACUUCGACCGACUGCUCCUCUGUUCCGCGCCUGAUUAAUAUAGUUAGGAACGGGACACUUGUUCACGGAGCGUAUAAUAUCGCGACGUCUCGACAUUUGGUCGUAUAGACAUCGAUUUCACUCGGAGAUGGGAAACCCAAGAGCUUGUUCUCUUUAAUAUAGCUUGUUGCAUACCUGCUGUUCGUGGCUCUCACCGCAUUCGAUAUCCAUUGCGUUGCAAAUGUCUUCCAUGUCUAGCCAGUAUUGAAACAACUUCGUUAUGGGGACGCAAGUGUUGUGGGCAGCUGGCGGUUGAGCUCACGUGGCCACCGACAGAAAUGCUCUGUCGGCCAGCAGUAGCCACUGACACAACUGUAUUUUCUACAUCUCUCUUCUUUCCAAGAAUCUCUCCGGCGUCUGUGUCCUGCUUGGAGUCCAUUUAUCACAUCCUCUUGCACGUUUCUUCAUACGGACGCGCCGACGCAUCACUUAGACACAGAUCAGACUUCCAGUUUAUGCGCCCAAAUUACGAAUACUUUUAAAUCUUUUCCCUAUUUGUCAUUUUCGCAUCAUCCUGCACCUAGGGCACUAAGAACUCACCAGACUUUGUCGCAGUAAUUAUGCAGACAUUUGAUUUGUGCAACACCUGCCACAAUACCCGGUCCUACGUUAUUUCCCCUACCCAGCGACUCACAACACCUUCGCACAAUGGUAGGUCGUUGUCACCUGUUCUUCCCGAUGACCAUCCUUGUUGUCGCACCGUUGCUCUCCUCGCUGUGUCGCGGACACCAUAUUGUCGCAUCCUCAUCUCGGGUGACAAUUUUCUCCUCCCACUCGUCCUGCUGUAACUCUCUCAUGUGACCGGACCGCUGCCCGCUUAAUCAGAUUUUUUUCGUUUCAACUUUGCGGCAAGGACAUCAAACCCUGCAUGGCAGUCCGGAAGACCUUUAGAGAGUCUAGACCUUCCCGCAUCUGCGUUACGGACAAGGUCCUGUCACUUGAGAUCAGGAGUGUUCACUGUGGACUGCCACUCGCCGAUUUAUCAUGACCGCAGGACGAAAACAGGCAUUCCCACUUUGUUUAAGGUCAGCGAUGAUUCCCAUGCAGAUAUCUAAGAAGUCAAGUCCUGUAGGGUCGAACAAUCAGGCGUCAAUCUAAGCGGAUGCGAGAGCACCAUCCUGCCGGGCUAAAUCAACGUGCGAAAAAGUCCAUCUCUAGCGCAGUCGUGGCUCACUUGGCUGAUAGCGGCCACCGGGUAGACGUCAAUCAAGCAUUCAAAGUCAUCGGCGAGACAUUCCAAGUUCCUGCGUCAGCGAAUACCUGCGAUGGCAUAGGCAGUGAUCAUAGGGUUUGCUAACCCGGCCUUGUGCUCGCAUAAAGCGUCUGUACAAGCGCUAAGGCUCCCCUGGGCAAAGACAAACCCAGCAUAUGUGUUCACACCCGCCACGUCGCGUUAUAGCGACGAUACAGGGACAGCUCUCGGUUCACGCAGUUCGUCGCGUUGUGUGUGUGUGUUGUGUGGAGUGGCGGACUGGUGGGCUGGGAACGGGCUGAAACAGCACCUUCCACGGCACUCUCACGCAAGUGAGUGACACGCCGUUCAACCCCCGUUGUGUGAAAUCCUGGUGUUGUGUGUAUGGGGGCCAGGUCGUGCCGUGGCGCGCGCAGUCAUGGUCAGUCGACCAUGACAGCCACCGCGCCCAUUCCCCACUCCAGUCGGCUGACCGGCUCGGACAGCGGCUGGGGUGUGGGAGUGGGAAGGGAGAGUUAGGUCGACGACUCAGCGCAUUUUCCUCACUAUAAACAAUCUGACGCGCUUGAAGCUAUCACGGUGCGCUAAAAGCCGUGGCUUGCAAGGUUGCCAACUGACAGGGUAACUUGGACCUCCUCCUUGACUGGAGGCGGUCUGAGAGUCAGGCUGCAAUGGCUCCUUUUUAAUGUGGCCUUUAUAGCACUCCUAUCACAGUGUGGGAUCCCAGCCAGGCGUUGGCGGCACGCCCAGGUGCGGCUUCGGUCGUGCCAGCCUCCAAAUCUCUGUCGCGUUGGUUGAAAUCCUGGUUAUUUGUUGUGUGGACCAGGAGGUGUGGUGGAACGCCAAGGUGAGGAUCCGUCCGAGCCAUCCACCUGCGGCCUCCCUCGUCUCCGGUCUUCUUGACUCUGUCUUGACACCGGGCUCGGGCGAGGGAGGAGGAGAGAGUGUAGGUAGAUGCAGCGCAAGUCUGCCCGCACUAUAACCCCCUGCGCAAGUCACCGUCCCUGCUCCCACCGUUGCAGCUGUAGCUGUGGGGCAUACGGUGGACAUCAUCGAAAUCGAUGGUCGAACUGCCACAGGGACAGCUAAUCGCCGGACACCCUCCUCCUCCUUCCCUAAGCCCCAGACGGAACUAGAAUCUGACCACUGACCUCUGAACGCUCCUCGACUCUCUCCCAUAUUGACUUUUAUUGGGUGUGUAGCUUUUGCCAUUCUGCCCGCUCCUAUAUCACAGUGCAGGCCUGAUGAUGAAUAAUUGAAAGCGUACGUUUGCCGGAGUAGACUUCUUAGAUUUCCAUUUUGCCUUGGAGCUCUGAGUCUAGAGCCCACGCAAGCCAUCGCGUAGUGGUAGGGUGCUACCUAGUGAAGCCCUUUUGCUCGGAAUCUUGUUCGACCAUCUUCGUUUCUAAAGGGCAUUUGUCACCACAUAACUAGGCCAUACGGCUUCUUUCAGAGCCAUAAUACUAUCACGGUUGGCUAUGCCCACUUUGUUCCAUACUUUUCACACGCAGAUAGGCUAAGUAUGUCCCUCCCCCCACUGUUUGGGCAAAAAUUGAGCAUUAAGGAGGAGGAAGGAACACGCGACGCCCUACUAUGUGCUAUUUACAGAAAACAAGAACUACCCGCUCUGCCAGCGAAUAUGACUUGUCUAGCUUCGAAGGGAGACUGCGCUUGCAGCUCGCAGUGUAUGUGAGUCUUCCGGCUUCUUUUCGAGUCUAUUUUACCAGAACACCUGAUUUCGCGCAGGUAGUACCCACGGCGACAUUAUUAUUCCAUGCAGCCUGUCAGAAGUGGGACAGUAGUGUGCUUUGGUUCUAGACGGGUGACAGAAUGGAACGCGAGCAGACGAUCCCCUCACCUUCUGGCAUCAAAAGGCUGCGCUAAUCCAUUUUACACCGACUGUAGCCUGAUGACCCAUGCGUUUUGUCUCUCAUCGACACUACAGUACGAGGAAGUUAGACUAGACUUUUUUGGGGAGUAAGCUACUUUGGCAAUACUGCGAAACGUUUAACGAGUCAUGCUAGGCUAGCCGAUCUGAGAUUUUUGAAUGAGUUGCAUUAGUAUCCACUUGUUAGACCCCAGCAUUGAAAAGUCACAGGCUUUAAAAUUAGUCGAAAAUUGAAAAUCAAUUUGAUCGCUUGAUUCUUCACAUGACUUAUUUCCGCGACACACUGGCUCCCCGUAGAGGGGCUUCUCCACACCUACGAUACUCUCACAGCGCAUAGUUCCCCGCGUCGUUUUUCAAGGCGUUUAUGAUUCUUGGUUCAUUGUGCAUGUGAUUGACUAAGAUUCACUUGCGACUUCUGCCUUGUAUGUGAUUGCCUAAGAGCACCGUUGAUCGCCUUGUCGGUCCAGCUUGUAGAAGAUGCCAUUUUCCCUUGCUUGUUUGCUUAAACCACCUCACAAUCUGGAUGCUUUGGACAGUGCUUUCGACGAUUAUGUAUGCCAUGUGGAUGAUCAUCGUGGAGGACAUGAAAAGUGCCAGUUGUAUUCGAAAAGCGGACCCAACAACUUGACCGUCAUAUAGGCCUUUUCCUGUCUGUCUGGGAUUCCUAACCCUUAAACAUAGUCAUGUUUGUCGCUUUCCGUGUUGAGCCUCGAGCCAUGUGAAAGUGUAUGCUUGCGUACUGUCCACCCCUUUUUUGCGCAGUUUGUAGCCGUGACCUCACUGCUCCUUUUAAGUCAAAGCGGAUUCUAACUGCUCUGCUCUCGUUAACACAGCUGGGGUGUAGUUACUCCUUUUCAGACAACUCUUGAGGGUUUUUGCCGAAUUCACACGGAGCACCACUGUUUUACCUGUCGGUUGCCUCUAGUGUGCGAGUGUUUUCUGACAUCGCACCAUGGGAAACGAAUAAUAUUUAUUCGGGCCAUCUAGAGGCAAAUUGUUCCGCUCGUAACAACAACAGAUUCUGGUGGUGAGUUUUUGCUUGUUGCAUUGCAAACACACGUACCUAGCCAUGAAUACUGUCAUUUCGAUCUUCAGAGACCUUUGAGCAAGGUUUAGCGCUAGACACACUCCUUGUUCGGGACCGCGGUUUUCGUCUCUGAACUUGUGGGAGUUUCCUCUUCACCUGCCCUAGCAGUUUAGCUAAGUCAUGCGCCGCCGAGUUAUGGCGAUUAAACAUCACUUGAUCUGGGCGAACAGUCAGCCGUCUUUCCUCAUUGAGUACGGCACUUGUCCGUCCUAAGAGAAAUCAUGCAACCUUUGUGAUCAAUUCUUCAGUCUCUCACCCAGCAACUGCAUGCGCAAGUUUCAAGGGGAGGGAUGGUCAAAAGUAGAACCCCUGACUGAAGAUAUCAAUGGCCCUAAAUCUUGGUUUACCACAUAUAACUUCACUUUGGUCCAGUCGCCCUCACAGUAAUCGGGACUGCCGCUGUUCUUUAGCAUGCUUCGCCCCAGGAACAAGAUUUUUUGGGUGAGCAGGAAAUACGAAUCAGCCAAAGACAAGCCGGAUAAAGCAGACCCUGCAAUCGUUAUAUACAACUUAUCCAACUUCCUAAUUGCUGCUACUUCGUUUCUCUGUCUUCUCCCCCACUUUCGGCUCCCCUGUUUGUGCCCUGCCCGGGGGCUAGCGAACCGGGCCCUUACCGUGUCUGUUUGCUUGAGUCAAAAAUUUCAUAAAUUGUCAUUUCGAAUGCUACAAUCCCCGCCCCUUUCGGCAUUGCUCCGGGUACCGAAGUUCGACAUCCCGAUCUCCGUUUGUGCACCUGCGAAGGCGCUGUUCUGCGUUUUUGCACCUUGCCUUGCUGCUACAUGCUGCCUAGAAGUCCACAGCCUCUGAAGUUGUUUUUUUUCUCGAAUGUACUCGUGCAUGCCCAAGCGAUCACUAGGAACGCUGUCGUCCACCCUUUGCCGCCAACACUGGAGGAAUGAGCGUUUUCGUGACACUGUUGGUCCCAAUAUCUUGACAUCUGCACAACUGAAACGUCCCUUUAAUUUGACUGUUUUAGAGCCUCGCUAGACACGACUCUCUCCGGAGCCGAAAAUACCAGCACAGGCACCCGCGGAACGUCUGA